This is a messenger RNA of Effrenium voratum, 816 nucleotides long. Lineage: Eukaryota; Dinophyceae; Suessiales; Symbiodiniaceae. The record is from the annotation of a GenBank genome assembly.
AUGCCGCGCCUAUGUCAGAACACGGACUGCUGCUUCGCCAAGAUGGGGGGCCGGCAACGGGUAGCCGCCGGGGCUGAGUGCUGCAUGUUCUGCGACCACGAGGCCAUGGAAACGGCUUGCCUGGCGGCCAGCGGUCGACGGUCUGUCUUGCGGAGCUUGAAGGCGAUGACCGAACCCAUCUUCCGCAACAUCGCUCUGGAGCAAGUCCCUACGGAGUACAAAGGCCACUUCUCCCGCGGCUUGGCCUCUGCCAGGUUUUGCGGUGGGUUUGAAGGCGAGGCCUGUGUCUUCGCCUUGCAAAAGACCGGCGGCCCUGCGCGUGUGGAGAAGCGCCAGGCGGGCAGCUGCCUCUUCUGCGACCCUGUUGCAGUUGGGGCCAAGGUGGACAUGCUGGGAGGUGUCGAGGAGAUCGCGGGCGCGCGGACCCGAGCUGACAUCCAAACGCUGCUCAAGCCCAAGCAACGGCGGCUGGGCGCGCCAGCCACGGCAGCGCAGAAGAAGAUCUAUCGGGAGCGGGUUCUGGCGGAUAAGGCCCGUGGCCGGAAGCACGCCGGGCGCCCGAAGGAGCGGGCAGCUCCCGGCGCCGUCGUGGAUAACUCCGCGCCUGCGCCGCCGGCCAAGCGCUCCGCCAAGGCCGCCGGCCUGGAGCGCUGGGCGCUCCACUGCGCCUGGGCGCAAUGUGAGGCCUGCGGCUUGAUGCUUGCCCGCGACCUCACGCAAAAAAGCCUGACAAGAGAUCAGAAGGUCACGGCGCCGCCCUUGCAAUGCCGUCGUUAUCGGAGCGCUCGAGAUCACCCAGCGCCCAAGCUUGCGGAC